AUGCUACUCUAUUUGACUUUUGAGGCACCAGUGACCUUCAAGGAUGUGGUUGUGACCUUCACCCCGGAGGAGUGGGAAUUACUGGAUCCAGCUCAGAGGACCCUGUACCGGAAGGUGAUGCUGGAGACCUACAGGCUCCUGGUCUCACUGGUUAGCGGGGUCGUGGAUGAUGAGCUGAUUCUCCAAGAAGGGGGAGAGUCAGGCAGUCUGUGUUCAAAAAAUUUACAGGAUAGAGUGUCUACAGCAAAUGCUUCUCAUGAGUGUGAGUCACGUGGAUCAAGGGAAGACCCGUUGUUUCGUGGAGGGAAGAAUGCCUACAGAUGCAAAGCAUGUGGGAAAGGGUUUGUCAAGAAUCACUUCCUUGUUCGACAUCAGCGAAUUCACACUAGAGUACAACUCUAUAAAUGCAAAAAAUGUGGGAAGCCCUUUCUCAAGAAAGCAGACCUCACUGGACACUACAGCAUUCACAUUGGGGAGAAAUGCUAUGGGUGCGUCGAGUGUGGGAAAGCCUUCAGCCGCAGGUCACACCUCACGGAGCACCAGCGGAUUCACAGUGGAGAGAAGCCCUUUGUGUGCAUCGAGUGUGGGAAAGCCUUCAGCCGCAAGUCACACCUCACGGAGCACCAGCGGAUUCACAGUGGAGAGAAGCCCUUUGUGUGCAUCGAGUGUGGGAAAGCCUUCAGCCGCAAGUCACACCUCACGGAGCACCAGCAGAUUCACAGUGGAGAGAAGCCCUAUGUGUGCGGUGAAUGCGGAAGGGCCUUCGCCCACCAGUCUGAUUUCAUUUGGCAUAAGAGAACCCACACUGGAGAGAAACCCUUUGAGUGCAAAGAAUGUGGGAAAGCGUUUAGUGACAGCUCUUCUGUAACUCGACACAUGAGGUGUCACUCUAGGGAGAAGCCUUAUGAAUGCAGUGAGUGUGGAAAGACCUACAGCUACAGCUCAACCCUCACCACCCAUCAAAAGAUUCAUAGUGGGGUGGAAUCCUACGAGUGUAAGAGAUGUGGAAAGGCCUUUCACCAGAAGGCAGAGCUCAGACAACAUCAGAGAUCUCAUACUGGGGACAGACUUUUCUAA
Messenger RNA from Eubalaena glacialis (North Atlantic right whale), 1077 nucleotides. RefSeq names its product zinc finger protein 543-like. Gene Ontology annotation, cellular component: nucleus. Bases 1 to 1077 code for a protein of 358 amino acids. Gene Ontology annotation, molecular function: RNA polymerase II cis-regulatory region sequence-specific DNA binding; DNA-binding transcription factor activity, RNA polymerase II-specific. Gene Ontology annotation, biological process: regulation of transcription by RNA polymerase II. Lineage: Eukaryota; Metazoa; Chordata; Mammalia; Artiodactyla; Balaenidae. The transcript has 3 exons. The record is from RefSeq and is a predicted model, not a curated record.